AUGAGUGCACAGGAAGGACGCAGCUAUAGUAGGGAUUCUGCCGCUCAGCUCCUUGCUGAGAAUAAAUUAAGGCUGGCCAAUGCCGCAUUAUUUACCACCAUCAAUAUUGAACCGGUAGCUGUGACCGCAGAUACUAUUGAUUGGGAGCUAGCCGACCGCAACUUUAAUGUCUGGUGGACGGAGCAGAACCGGGACCCGCGCCGCGCCAAUUUCGGGCUGACGCUGACCGAUAUGAACUUUCGCGGCAAUACCGAACGUAUUAGUGUGACAGCGCAGGUGGGCUAUACCCAACGUUUUGCCGUGGAGUAUGUGCGUCCGUACCUGGAUAAGCGGCAACAGCAUGGGAUCGGCGGUUUUGUAAAUGUAUCGCAAAGCGGAGAGGUUUAUUAUAAUACCGACCGCAAUAAACUGAAGUUCGUAAGGCUGCCCGGCAACCGUAUUAUAAGGAUGUUUGACGCGGCUGUUUUUUAUACCUACCGUCCGGCAUUCCCCGUAAGGCACCUGAUACAGGCCUCUUAUCAUACCGCCACUGUAGCCGAUACCGUCUUGCAGCUCAACAAAGAUUAUUUCAACGGAAGGAGCGACCAAUUGCGCUAUGCAGAGCUGCUGUACCGCCUCGACCUCAAUUAUGCCGAUAACUGGAACUACCCGCUGAAGGGUUUUAAAAUGCAUUACAUCCACCACAGCAUUAUGCUAAUAGCCAUAUACAACCGCACUUUUGAUGAAGGCGAUGUCAUGACCCUGCAACAUAUCCUGCAGAUGAUGGAGAAGCACCGGAUUCAAAUGCGCCUGCAACAACAUAUUACUUUCCGGGAGACGCCCCGCCUGUUUACCGGCCAGAAAGACCUGCCACCUCAUACCGACAUGCUUUUCUCGCUUGGCGGAGACGGUACCAUGCUGGAUACAAUCUCAUUUGUAGGGAAUACCAAUAUUCCCCUGAUCGGGAUUAACCUGGGCCGGCUGGGCUUUCUGGCGGCUAUCCCGGUGGAAGAUGUUGACAACGCGAUUCUUUCGCUGAUCAUUGAAAGCAGUGCUCCAGGAAGCGCCGUCGGCAAUGGUUUGUGUAUUAUUUUGCUUUACGUAGAUGAUAUCGGGUGCGGUUGCCAGGCGCUGCAUUUCAAACGCUCCACGGUCAAUCUGCCCGUACUUCCGGGGUGCGCCACGGAGGCCGCCUCCGCCACCAAUACUGCUAAGGUUAUUGCUGGUAACUGUAAGAUUGACUAUGUUGUUCUCGAAGAUCAGGUGCAGCAGUUGCGGGCUGCCAUAAUUAUACAUGCCUGCCCCGCCAUCGGUUUGAGUAUUGGUGGUGGUGUUCUGACAGCCGCCAGCAGCACUAGCUAUCAACCGGUUGUGGGUAUCCGCGCGUCGGCAACAGACUACAAGAACCUUACAGUGGGAACCGGUACAGAAACCUGGGCCGCUCCAUUACCAGGUACGAGUACCGCCAGCGUUAUGCGGUUUACCUCGGCUGCUCCUGCAAAAGCAGCUACACCGGGUCAGAUAUAUACUUUUACACCAGCUACCUGCCUGCCACCGGUAAGCGGAUUAGCUGCUACUGGUAUUAAUGCUACAACUGCUACUGUUAACUGGACCGCUGCAUCUGUUAGCCCGGCGAAUGGAUACGAAAUUUACUAUACAGAGCUUUAUACUGCUGGGCGUACGACUAUUGGUGCCGGUUCAGCUAAUGGUAAUGCCGUUGCUUACAAUCCCCUGCAGGGCGGGUACGGAGGUAUGAAAGGACAAUACCUGUUUACAGCCAGCGAGCUGCAGCAGGCUGGUCUUUCUGCCGGAAAUAUCACGCAACUGGCACUUGAUAUCACUACUGCCGGUGCCGGGCUGGAUACUUUUACGAUUCAGAUGGGAACGACAGCGCUAACCACUUUUGGUACGCCGGUUUCGAUCAUCGGUGGCCUUACAACUACUUAUUCUAUUGCCCGGUUUACGCCGGUAUUGGGUGUCAAUUCCUUUGUAUUGUCCACCCCUUUUAUAUGGGAUGGUACGUCCAAUAUCGUCAUCUCAACAAGCUGGAGUAAUCGGAACUCGUCCAAUACUUCUUCCAGUGUCAAGUAUGAUGUUACGACAAAUUAUGCGUCACAGUCUUACCGGAAAGACAAUGAAACCUCCGUUAAUAUGCUGGCUUUUUCCGGCGGCACGGGAAGUGGCACGAAUACUUUCGACCGAACUCUGAACCGUCCAAUGGUUAUUUUUAACGGGCAGGUAGUUUGUGCCAGCCCACGUUCCCUGGUGGCGGCAACUGUCAACACCGCUCCGGCGUUUAGUAUCACCGGUAACCAGACUGUUUGUAACAAUGAGAUCCGGCAGCUGACUGUUACGUCUACACUGGCCAACUAUAAUAAUUAUGUAUGGACACCAGCCACCAACCUUUAUACAGAUGCUGCUGCUACCGUACCUUAUGUUACAGGCGCCAAUGCCAGCACCGUUUAUUUCAGGUCUGCAACCGCGGCUACCACUACUUAUACGGCGAAUGCAAAUAAUACAACUACUUUUUGUGCGCAGGUGGCUACGGUUGAUGUGUCCGUUUUGCCGACAACAGCUACCGCUACCGCUACGCCAGCCGCUGUAUGUAUAUCUGGUGCCGUUGCAUUUGCGCUGGACCCUGCCAGCGGAUACGGUACUGGCAGUAUUCAAUGGCAGUCAUCCACCAAUAACAGCACAUUUACAGAUGUAACCGGUGCUGCCGGAAAUACCUACACCACACCUGUUCUUACCAACACCGCCUACUACCGUGCAGUCAUUAAAAACAGUGCGGGUGCUGUUUGCUUUAAUUCAGUAUCUGAUACCGCGUUGAUAAAUAAUCCUGCUAUUGCAGGCACUACACCCGGCGCCCGUUGCGGACCCGGAACGGUUGAUUUAUCAGCUGCUGCUGCGGCCGGUGUUACGCUAAACUGGUAUAGUGCUGCUUCCGGCGGGUCUCCUGUUGGUACAGGUACCACCUUUACUACACCGUCUAUAAGUGCAACUACCAAUUAUUAUGUAGAGCCUUCUAUGGGUGGUGGUUCCGCUAAUGUAGGGCCUGCGGUUAACGCAACGACUCUUUCUUAUUAUAUCACGAAUAGCUGGGGCAUCACCUUCAACAGUACGGCGCCUACCACCAUCCAAUCGGUAGCUGUUUAUCCUUCAGGUGCGGGUACGAUGACGAUUUCCGUACAAAGUGCAAUGGGUACCGGUGCCACCAUUUUUGGCACCUAUACCGCCACCUUUACUGCCGCACAAGCCGGAACAAAAGUGGUUUUGCCCAUCAAUAUUGCGAUCCCUACUGCAGGUACCGGUUAUAAAAUGGUGGUUCAAUCCAGUUCAGGGUUUACCGGUGUGCACAGAGAGACUUCACCCGCUCCCGGAUUCCCUUAUACGACCGCAGGAUCGCCUGUUACACUUACAUCCAGUGUCACUUACCAAUGGCAGCGUAACGCAGUAGAUAUUGCCGGUGCCACUGCUACUACUUAUGCAGCAGCAACCAGUGGCAGCUAUCGCCUGGUGCUUUCAAAUGGUGCCUGUGCUGAUACUUCCGCAGCAAUAGCCAUUGUGGUGAAUCCGAAGCCGGUGGCAACUGCUACUGCCGGCGGACCGGUCGCUUUCUGUACCGGUGGUAGUGUGGUGCUGAAUGCCAACACCGGAACCGGUAUUACCUAUCGUUGGAUGCGCAAUGCGACAUUGAUCACACCUGCGGCAACAGCCAGCUCUUAUACAGCAACUACCAGUGGCAGUUAUGCGGUGAUCGUUACGAAUACUGCUACGGGUUGUGCGGAUACUUCUACAGCCAUUGUAGUAACGGUAUCUACACCUGCGGCUAAUACGCUGAACAUAUCAUCCGGCACGGUUACCUUCUGCCAGGGUGGGUCUGUGACUUUCCAGGCUGCUGUGGGUACCGGCUAUACUUAUAGCUGGUAUAAAGACGGAGGCCUGAUCCCAGGUGCUACUACGUUCUCUUAUACUACAUCCACCGCAGUAUUCAUGCGUCUAAAAGAUUAUUACCGGGUUCUUGGGGUUUCUUCUUCCGCUACGGCUGAGGAGAUCCGCAAAGCAUUCCGGCGUCUGGCGCUGCAAUAUCAUCCGGAUCGUAAUCCGGACAGCCCGUUUGCCGCAGGGCAUUUUAUAGAAAUAAAGGAGGCAUACCAUAUUUUAAGCGAUGACUACCGGAGGGGGCGCUACGAUGAAGAGUGCUGGCUGCUGGGCAUGAGCAACAGGACGCCUUUACGGGGACAAUUAAGUGCGGCGUGGAUCAAAGGAGAAGCGGCUGAUGCCCAAUGUGUUACGAUAAGCGGCUUGCCGGAUACCAUUGAUGUCUGUAAAAACACCACGGUGCCAUUGUCGGCCACCGUUUCGGCCACCGGCCUCCUGGUGACGCUGGAUACCUUCUGGACGCCGGCUGCGGGUCUGAACAAUCCGGACAUCAUUAACCCUAUUGCUACCGUAGGUACCACCUCCCAGACUUAUACCUUGAAUGUAACGGCCCUGACACCUAUGAAUUAUGUGGUGAACGGAGAUUUCAGCAGCGGCAAUACCGGCUUUAGCACGGCUUAUACAUUGGGUACCGGCGGAUCGUUCGGGCUGCUUUCCAAUGAAGGUACUUAUGCUGUAUCUACCAACCCCAGCCUCGUUCAUACCAACUUUGCCAGCUUCCCGGAUCAUACCGGCAAUGCCGGCGGACAGAUGCUGAUCGUAAACGGAUCGUCUACUCCCAAUACCAGUGUAUGGUGCCAGACGAUUACCGUACUGCCCAAUACCCAAUAUGACUUCAGUGCCUGGGGCGCCAGCUGUGUAGCAGGAUCGCCAGCCAUCCUUCAGUUUUCUAUUGACAAUGUAUUAUUGGGUACGCCGCUCGCACUGCCAACUACUACCGGGCAAUGGGUUCGAUUUCAUGCCCUGUGGAACAGCGGUACCAAUACAUCUAUUACCAUCUGUGUAGUGGAUCAGCAAACAGCGCCCAGCGGUAAUGACUUCGCUAUUGACGAUAUUGAAUUCCGCCAGAUAUGCACGGCCAAAGAUUCUGUUCAUCUGCGCGUUACUAAUUUACAGCCAUCUAUCACGCACGUUCCCCGCCUGGGUUGCGAAGUAGAUUCGGUGGACUUUACCGGUAUUGACAACGGUGAUAUCGCGGAUGAAUAUAUCUGGGACUUUGGUGACGGAGCGUUUAGCAGGUUACAAAACCCUACCCAUGGUUACCUCGCCCAGGGACGAUACACCGUUAAGCUGCUGACUAAAAAAAGAGGUUGUGCGGAUUCUGCCAGUAUUGUGGUGGAUACAAGACACCCGAUCUCUGCCAGCCUUACCAGCGAUAAAGAUUCGGUUUGCCUGGGCGAAUCGGUCACCUUUGAUAACAGCGGUGAUCAGACAACCAGCACAGCAACCUAUUAUUAUGACUUUGGCGACGGCACCACCGGCACCAGUAUCAACCCCACGCAUACUUAUACAGCAAUAGGUGUUUAUGAAGUGAUCCACGUAGUUGGCGACCAGGUGCCAUGUACCGAUACUGCCCGGAAAACAAUUGUGGUGGUGGCAGCGCCUUCUGCUUCCUUUACCAUCAGUGAUACCAGCUUUUGCCAGGGUCUUGGCAUCGAUUUUCAGGCAAUGGCCUCCAGGGAUUAUGAUACCCUGCUCUGGAACUACGGCGAUGGUACCACCCUAUCUACAAUCGCUGGGGCCAGGUCAUUUUUGAAACCCGGAGCCUGGACGGACGUGGAUGGGAUGGAGAACAGGCUGUUUACAGCAGAUCAGAUUCAUGAUGGUAAGGGCUGGCUGCCAGCCGGGUCGGUUAUUGAAGUAACCACGGCAGGUAUUAUUGCCGGUGUACAUGAUGCCGGUAUAACAGGUGAUAAAGAGCAUCUACACGGAAUAUUGGUGCCGGGUUUCGUAAACACACAUUGCCACCUUGAGCUGUCACAUCUGAAAGGAGCGGUGCCGGAACAUACCGGGCUCAUCCCCUUCCUCCAAACCAUUCCGGCACAGCGUAAUAAUUUUAGUGAUGCACAAAAAAAGGUGGCGCGGCACGCAGCCUACAAGGAGCUGGUUGAUAACGGCGUUAUUGCCGUAGGGGAUAUUGCCAAUAGCAAGGAGACGCUGGACAUCCGUUUGUUGGACCAAUUGCACCUGCACACCUUUGUAGAAUGUAUUGGUUUUACCGAACAGUUUGCCCGGGCCCGUCUGGAUUAUUCACUGGAUGUGUUGGCUGCUUUUGCAGGGCAGGAAAGCAGUGAGCAAGUAUUACACCAGUCGGUCAUACCACAUGCGCCCUAUUCCGUAUCGGCAACCUUGUUCCGGCUGAUCAACGAGGCCGCACCGGGAAGCCUGCUGUCGAUCCAUAAUCAGGAAAGCCUUGCUGAAGAUGAAUUUUACAAAGCUAAAACCGGGAAGGUGCUGGACCUGCUGGCCGGUCUUGGUAUUGAUCCUGCCUUUUUUGAGCCGUCCGGCAAAUCAUCAUUACAAAGCUAUCUGACGGCGUUCUCCCCAUCGCAUGCCAUGAUACUGGUGCACAAUACCUAUACGCCCGCCGAAGACGUCUUAUUUGCGGAAGGGCUGUUCCCGUCCCUGUCCUGGUGCCUUUGCCCGAAUGCAAACCGUUAUAUUGAAAAUACACUGCCGGAUGUACCCAUGCUCAAAAAGCGGGCAACAAAUAUCUGCAUUGGUACGGAUAGCUUAGCCUCCAAUCACCGCUUAUCCGUAUUUCAUGAACUGUGCACCUUGAAGAAAUAUUUCCCGGAAUUGGCAUGGGAAGAGCUGCUGCGCUGGGGAACCCUGACAUUAUUAGCUGCUUCGCAGGGAUUUGCCCAAUCGAAGGCGGAUAAGAAAAUCAUUAAGGAACUAAAAACCGACAUCGAAUACCUGGCUUCCGAUGAGCUGGAAGGCCGUCGUACGGGUACCGAAGGCGAGCGCAAGGCAAAUAGCUCUGGCGUAGGCCCGUCGGAUCAUUCCUCUUUUUAUAACAAAGGUAUCCCGGUGCUCUUCUUCUUUACCGGCUCCCAUCACGACUAUCAUAAACCAAGUGAUGAUGCCGAUAAGAUCAAUUACCCCGGUGAAGUAGAUGUGAUCCGUUUUAUCCAGACCAUUGUUACGAAGAUGGACAAUGCACCUCGGCCCAAGUUUACACCUACCAAACAAACAACGGUGGGCAAGGCGCGCUUUAAGGUGACCUUAGGUAUUAUGCCCGACUAUAGCUACCAGGAUGCCGGUGUACGUGUAGAUGGUGUUGCCGAUGGCAAGCCUGCCCAGAAGGCCGGUAUCAUCGCCGGAGAUAUUGUUAUGGCGAUUGGCGAUGACAAGGUGCAGGGUAUGCAGAGUUAUAUGGAAACACUGGGCAAGCAAAAGGAAGGAGGAAAGACAACCAACCCGCAUGGCAUCCUGUUCAAUUCGGGCAGCGUAGCACAAAGCCUGCGGCAAUAUAUGGAAGGGAAGCCGGUUGAAGCGCAGGAGCUGUUCCUGCUCAAUGAGACGUGGAAUAGCUGGGACUAUCACAGCCGUUUCUCGGGUACCGGUAAAGAAGAGGUCUUAGCAGGGAUGAACCGUGAGCUAGCUGCCGCGCAUGAUUUUAUCCGGCAGGCAGAUUGGCUGUUUAUCACGCUUGGCUCCUCUUAUCAAUACGUGCUGAAAGAUAACAAUCGCCUGGUGACCAAUAAUCACCGGGCACCUGCCCAGUGGUUUGACCGGAGGUUGGCCGGUAUUGAUGAGAUGGUCGCUGAUCUUAAAGACGCUUUAGCGCAGCUACAUGCUGUAAAUCCCAGGGCCAGGGUCAUGUUCACCGUUUCGCCGGUGCGGCAUAUCCGUGAUGGGGUGGUGGAAAACAACCGCAGCAAGGGGCGGCUGAUAGAUACGUAUGAUGGCCCGGUAACUGUUCUUUUAACAGAAGCUAUGGGCAAAACAAUCCGUACGUUGACCAAUGCCAAAGGAAAGCAGGAAAUUGAUCUUUCGGGCCUGGCCACUGGUGUAUAUUAUCUGCUUGGCUAUAAUGAAGAGGCAUCCCUGCUACUCUCGGUAACAGGCACCACAUUUGCGCAAGACCGCCAGGAUGCGGCUAUUUAUGCAGCACCAGCAAAAAAUGAGUUCUACGAAAAGAUAAAGAAGGACAAUCAAUCUUUUUUUGAUAAGAAGGAUGAGCCACGUAAGCGCCUGACGAUGGAUUUUUCCGGCGCAGAUGUGCCUAAGUCGAUGAAGGAAUUUACCAUCGUUACCAACGACAAGCCGGUGAGCCAGGGGCUUACCGGUACCUGCUGGUGUUUCAGUACCACUUCAUUUUAUGAGAGUGAAGCAGUCAGGCUGGGAAAAGGCGAUCUGCAAUUGUCGGAACUCUAUACCGUGUACUGGGAGUAUGUAGAAAAGGCGAAGGAAUUUGUACGUAGCCGUGGCGGGUAUAACUUCAAGGCAAAAGGAGAAUUCCUGAACGAAGCAACCGGUGUCAGAAGAUGGAUAGACCUGGACAAGCUGAACCUGGAAGGACAAGGUACACCCAACGGACCGGCUAAAUACAGCCAGUGGCAG
Molecule: messenger RNA, 8490 nt
Organism: Ostertagia ostertagi
Lineage: Eukaryota; Metazoa; Nematoda; Chromadorea; Rhabditida; Trichostrongylidae
Source: the annotation of a GenBank genome assembly